Molecule: messenger RNA, 8982 nt
Organism: Paramuricea clavata
Lineage: Eukaryota; Metazoa; Cnidaria; Anthozoa; Malacalcyonacea; Plexauridae
Source: the annotation of a GenBank genome assembly
GACAUAUUGAGUCCAUCAGAACGGCGCAACAUUUCUCGAAGACUUGUUUCCCCUUUGUUGAAAGCGCGAAAUCGAAUUAGAAUUACUAUUUUACCAUGCCAGAAUUCGGAUUUUUGCUGUUGCCAUUCGUAAAAUAAUUUUUUGUCAGGAGCGUUUUGCCAAUACCUGGCCUGCCCACAACAAGAAUAGCUUUGGGGCGUCGUUGUUCGUAAACAUAUUUGGGUUUAAAUAAAUCUGCUGUUAUCGUGAGGAUAGUUGCAUCUGCUGGUGCUAUAAAAUGAGCUUGGUAUGUCUCGUGUCUAUUUUCAAACGUUCUACUGGAAGUCCAGGUACCUUCCCUUCCCCCCUGAACUAUAACAUUGACCGCCAUUUCUUCCAGUUUUCGACGUGACAAACGUUUCUCACCAAAAUCAUCAUGCAAGCGAAAAAAAUCAUCUGGUAUUUUUUCUCGAAUCUUUUUUAUUACAUUUUUUAUUCUUUUACGCUUUCUCAAAAGGUAAACACAACAAAAUUCCAUGUCAGUACAGAGAGUACGAUCUUUCCAUGUUGACCACAACAGAUAGGCAAGCUUCAUGGACGUCGCUGUACCAAAGAGGAUAUUUGCUGUUAGAACCGUGGAAACUAGUUUUUCAUUUUUGCUGCCCAUAGGAAAACUGCAGUCCACAAUUGAAUGGUUCGUAGUUUGGCUUUCUGUGAAGUUUGCGUCGGAAACACUUAUUGUUUGUAUUGGCCAAGGACAAUGAAAUUGAACUGGAAAAUUCGAUGAAGUUAAGAGCAAUGCUGCGAAUGCUACCAAUGGUAUUAUACGGCAAAGGAUCAAAUGCAUAAUAUAUACUGUAAAGACAAUAGGACGACCAGAAUUUUGGUAGGCCAUAGGGUCUGAUGCAGCUUGUGAAAUACCCGACAGCGGCUGGCUUUCGUCUUCGGCGCCAUCGCUCGUUGCAUUCGGAGGAUCGGCAAAGAUUUCAACACGAUGUUUCACUGAAUAAGCGUAGAUAAUACUGAGUAAAAGCACAAGUCCAAAAUUUAUCACAAACAGGACGUGGAGAGGCAACGAAGGAAGGAAUUCUUGUGCGUAUUUGAGAAAGCAUUGCGUGUCGAUGAACUUCCUUGUUGAUAAGUCGCUCGCGAGGGACUUGUCUGGGUUACAUUGCAACGUCGCUUUUGACUCGAAAUCACUCGCGAUCCCAAUUAGAACAAUACCAAUUGAUACAAAUGAAGUAAUAAAUACUACACCAAAUGUAUUGUAGCUCUUACGAGGUAGUGAUUUCAAACAGCUUUCCAUGUUUGCGUGAGUUGACUAUGGCCUCUCGGGUAAUUUAAUACGGGUGACAAUUGAUUGAAAGUAAAUAGUGGAAAAUCCUUCAUAGAAUCAUAGUUUUUUGAAGUGGCGCUGGUUAAAUGUUUUAAUUUAACUUUUUGUCCGCUUGUUACCGAGGUAAAUUAAGUUAACCUGAAUAAAAUAUACUGAAUAAAAUAUACUUUUAUAUAUAUACUUGUACUUAAAUGUACCGAAUUCACCGAAUGGUAAAACAAAUGAGUCCCCAUUCGGGAAAGAGUAACUUCGAACCAGCUUUAAUUCGAAUCGUUGCGCACCACACAUCACAUACAUCUUUCAGGAAGUGUCUAACUUAAUUAUUGCUAUUUUGCUCAGGGAUUAUAACUGUCAGUCCAUCAUGGCUAAGGGGGGUUAAUAAUUGACGCAAAUAAUGGACAUUGUAUAUAUAUUCGUAUGUAAAUGUGUAAAUAAACCAACAUUUAAACCCAAAUCUACAUGUUAAUUUUAUUUAGAUGGUUGCACCGGAGAAAAUAAGCCUUACAUUCAACUCUGUUGACAUUGUGUGUAUAACUAUACUGUAUUUUACUGUGUAUAAGAAUAUGUCAAUUGUUAAAUACUGUAAUGUACAACAUACUACGUAUUGUAAUACUUGUUGUGUCGUAUUAUGUACUCCGUUGUAUGUAUUGUAUACUUUGUUAUCUUAUAAUCAAACUCACUUGUAGCAUAGAAGAGCCACUAUGUGGAAAUGCUAUUAAAUCAUUAUUAUUAUUAUUAUUAUUAUUAUUAUUAUUAUUAUUAUUAUUAUGUAUCUGCCCAUUGCGCAACAUAUAACACGGAACAAAAAGAACAACGGGUCAUGUUACGUUUAUUACAUGUCGUGGAAGCAAUGGGUUCCUUAUCAAGUUAAUGGCAAAAUGAAGAUACUGUUCUCACACAUAAAACACUCUGCGAAUCGAGCAAUUAGUUUUUAGGGAUUAGUGAAGGAGCCAAACUUUUUUCAAUACUGAAAUUAUACUAAAAAGAAUCGAGUGAGCAUUGCAGGAGAAGUUUAGGCAACCGUUUUCAAAGUUGUUUCAUUUUCGUAAUUUCCGACUCCUCCUGAACAUCGCGGCUUUACAUCCGAGAAUGCGAGUUUAGCCUAUCAGAGAGCACUUCUACAUCCGGGAAACAAGAAUUUACAUUUUUUAAUUAGCGCCUGGGGACGAGGCAGCCCUAAAAUAGUGUAAUAAAAAAUGUAUGAAAAAAUGCGCGAUGGAAAAACUAAAAAAUAUGAGAUGACGUAAUGUUAGCUCGCGUCAGCCAGCCGGAUUAAUGUGGCGUCAGCUGAUGACGACUAAAAGUGACAGUUACAAAUGGCGUCAUUGAUGUUAAUUUAGUUUGCUGAGAACUUUAAAAUGUAGGAAACGGGAAAAAGUCUCCAAAAAUGUUGUUGAAAAUAAUUUUAUGCUUCGUUUUCAUUCUGUUUACCCUUCCUUUAGGUAAGAAAUAAAACAUUUAUUUAAACAGUUUAGUUUUAAAUGUAAUAUUUGAAUUUUUUAUUCACUUUACUAGUUUGGAUAUUAUAUGUUUUCGAAUCGUUUUUUUAAUUUUUGCGAUUGACUUCAUUGUGUUACGAGACUAAUUUUUUUCUUCACAUUUUAGGCAGAUGCGAUUAUCUUGAUAUUGACAACAGUAAGAUUUAUUUUCACUUUAUUAAACAAAAAUAUUUGUACAGAGCAUUGUGUCAUUAGGGCCAUUUAUACGAGACAAAAUAAGACGCGACUUACAUAAGACGCGACUUAAAUAAGACGCGAGUUUGUCGUAUAAAAGGCACAAAAUUCUUAUGUAAGACGCGUCUUGGAUAAGACGCGACUUAAAUAAGAACAGGACUUUUAGCUGUUCUUAUUUAAGUCGCGUCUUAAAUAAGAAAUUUUGGACAAAAAUUCUAACUACACAUGCCCGAAACUUGAAACAACGUAAAAUUAUUAGCCUUGCAUAUUAAAACAAAAACAACCGAAACAACAUUAUAGCUAUAGCAAUUAAAUAAGAAUAAAGCCGUAAAGAACCAUUUAUGCGGCGAUAACUCCGCUUAUUUAAGUCGCGUCUUAUGUAAGUCGCGUCUUAUUUUGUCUCGUAUAAAUGGCCCAGGAAGUGUCUCAGGAAGCAAUCUUUCCUGCAAGUUGUGAUGAAAUUUUAACAGGGUUGGCAAAUGUUCUUAUAUUAGUUCUCGUAUUAGUUGUUCUUAUAUGUUCUUAUAUUAUAUAAGAAUAUUUUUUUGGAGGCAAAAAUGUUCUUAUAUUUUCUUAUAUUAUUCUCAUUAAUUAUUCUACUUCGAAGUUGUAAAUUUUAACUAUUUGACAUUCAUCCUGAAAAUAAGAUAUACAGAUAAUAGACGUAUAAAUACAGCAGUGAUAACUAUUUUUAUAAUUUUGAAAGCCAAGACGGUUACAGCAACAUCUAAAAUUGAAGUUGAAUCGUCAUUUUAAGAUUUUGGAUGAUGUGUAAGUCGAGUCUGUCGAGACUGAUCAAAGUUAAAGUUUAUGCAAAUCAAGGGAAUCUCUAUCACAUAUAUUAAAGAUACGACACGCUUAUGAUUUUUCUUUGUGUUUUCCUUAUGAAUUAUUAACGAGUUUUUGAAGACUACAUUCAAAAUUUUAUUUUUCGAUACGUUUCUCAAUCAGCAAACAAGCUUAAAAAGAAUAUUUGAUGUUUUAUGUGUAAAGUGAUGGUAAAAUUAAGACAUUUUAGAUGGUACGCCAAGGAGAAAAUUAUGUCUAAAGUUUAGUAAGUUUUGCUUAUAUUGCCGUAAAUAUAUGGAUGCACGGUAGUUGGUACUCUUCAUCUUGUUUAGUAAAUUUAUUUUGCUUCGAACAGAAUACUGUUUUAAUGCACAAGUUCAAGAAGCGUAUCUGAUCAUAGUUGAUGAAAAAGAAGUCGUCAAAGCUCUGGUGAUCGAUACAAUUAACGAUACAACCGCGGUGAAACAAAGAUUCCAUGUUGACUAUUUUCAUCCCAAGAGUAAAAUAUGGACAAGCUACCAAGAGGACAGACGGACUAUGGUUUGUUACAUUAAUUGUUCUUAUCAUCGAUUGAUCGUUUCUAGAUUGAUAAUUUUAUCAACUAAUAUAGCCAGUGUGAUUAUUGAUUAUUCAAUACAAACACCAUGAUUAUAAUUGGCUUCAUGAACUGUUAGCCCAAAAACCCUCAAUAUAAACGCGCAAUUUAAGCUAAUUAAAAGCAAAAAGACCCCCGCUGAAUAUGAAUUUUGAUAUUGGUAAUAUUUGGAUCAUUCUAAAAAGAAAUCUGCUUUUAAUAUUGGAGAAAAGCUCAUCUUGAUCAACAAUUUCACUGUCAAAGUUGCCGGUUGUGAUGUCAUUACAUGAAUUGUAAGUUUUAUUCAAAAGAAGUCUGUAUUCUAGUUGACGUCUUCCAUUUUUCAUCUCAUCCACAACCUAUAGAUCUUUGCCAAACAGUGGACGUCAGAACAUUGAAAUGUUCGCGCUCAAAUUAGUCUAAAUCGAAAAUUUCCUGUUGUUUAACAUACGAAUUCGCCGAGUUGUGUGCUUGAUUUAUACCGGUACAGUGCAACUCAAGUUGUAAGCAUGCGACAGUUUUAGGCAAAAGUUGCGUAGAGGAAAUUGGCCUUAAAUCGCGACCUAAAUGUUCAAGGACAUGAAAUUUUCGGUAUAAACCAAUUUGAGCAUGGAAAUUUAAAUUAUAGGCUCCAUUUCUGCCAAAUAUGAAUUGAAGAUGAAAAAUCAUUAAAAACGUGAACAUACUUCAUAAUAUUUUCUUAUUCUACCCUUUACAAACAGUUCUACACGCUACCACCAGUAAAAGGAUCCGUUACAGUACACUUUACUGAUCGCAUUGUGGCUAAAUCCCUGCGAGUGUCGCUGAAGAAAACCGAUGCUGUCAGUUGGCUGGGAGAAAUCUGUGUAGAAAUCAUUCUCUUCGAUGUCGAGUAUUGGAAGGGAGGUAGUUUGUUGGUUUUUGUUACCUGUGGUUUUCUAAACUUGUCCCCUUAACAUCUUGUCCCCUUUAUAUAUGUCCAUAGAUUUAUUGAUAUAUUAUUUUCAACUCUAGAGAAAACGUCGUGUGAGAAGGGAUUUUAUGGAGAUGGAAAAUUCUGUAUAGGUUUGUGAAAUAGUUGUGACAAGUUGUCUGAUGUACAUUUCUCAAAUUCAUCAAAAUUAACGCCAUGACCAAAACAAAAUAACUCAAAGUAGGUGAAAAGACUUGAUAUAUAAUUCCUCGUGUUCAAUACACUUUUUGGUAUUUGAUACGCCGGUUGUGCAAACGCUUUCUCGUUUACUUUAUAUUACAUGCAUUUAUUCAGGUAAACUUCUAGCAGACUUUACUUUUAGGGUUUUUUUCUUAUUAAAACGGCAUGCUCGCACCCUGAACUCGUCUCGCGAGAGAAUCGCGAGGCACAAACACACGGGUCUUGACUCCCCGGACGUAUAUAUUUCAGCCAAUCACAGUGUUCACACAAAAUCAAUUAUAUAUUUUAGCCAAUCACAGUGAUUACACUAUAAAAAGGGUUUUCUGUCAUUGAAGAAUAAUUGAUCUCAAAGAUUUUAUUCCGCUGUUUUCUAGACAUCAAUGAAUGCGCAGAUAAUACAGGAAAUUUCUGUCCGCCACGACAGCAUUGCAUUGACUCUGCUGGAACGUACUCGUGUCCUGGUACAUGCCUCGAAAACAAACUGCCCAACAAGAGAACAGGUGUCUGUGAAGGUCAGUGUUGUGGGAACCGCUGGAACAAUUAGUGUCCUGCACCUUAUUAAAUUCCACUGAGUUAUAUAUGCCAACGUAGGCCGAGCGUAUAGAGUAUUAACUUAAAUUGGAUCGAGGAUGGAUUUACUGGGGGGAGGGUUGGUGGUGGUGGUAUUUUUCAUAAAGCAAAAAAUAUUAUAAGCGAACUGUUGAAAUACAGUAGUUUUGUAUUAGUCAAGCAAGCUGAUGGGCGGGCGGCGCACAUAACAGACACAACUCGGCACCAGAGCUGGCAGAGUACCCCUCCCCCAACCAGAUCAUGCUGGAUCUAUUCCUGAGUUGGAUAACACCCCUUUCCUUGUGCUUGAACAUUUAUGCAAGUAGAGUUUAAUUCGAGGUCUCUUCUUUGCAGCUUCUGAUUUUCCUUUCUCACAGAAAACUAAAGACGAGAUAUGGAUCUUACGAUUAGGGUGCCCUUUAAAAUACCAAACGAACAUGAGAGUUUGCAGUCACGCGACCUUUCAUGCUUUUCCAACACUAUCAUGUUAUUCAAUUUAAGCUCUUGUAAAGUUCAUAUAUCGUCAAACGUAACAAUGCGUGACAUCGACUCUCAUCCUCGUUUUUUUAUCUCGGUGAUAUUUGAGCUAUUCCGACCAUUUACAGUUAGAAUUCUCAUCUGCAGGAAGGAUAACUACCACAAUUAUUGGAUCACCUAAUGCCCAGUUUACUCCAUCAGGGGUUCCUCAGACACUGAAAAUACAGUUUGAUAAAAGUGGGCGAGUUGGACGAUUCGAUCUCUCUUAUAUAUAUCAUACACGAUAUCUUUUGUUUUUAUUUGUUCUAUAGAUCAUUGCUACCACAAGGGAUAUUUGUGUCAUCCCAAAGCCAGAUGUUUGUAUGGAAAAUGCGUUUGUGAUUCUGGUUAUGAAGGCGAUGGCAGUUAUUGCUUAGGUUUGAAUUUCAACCCUUUUGUACCAAGGGGGAGACCCUUUCAGUGGCAUUACGUCCUAAUACGGCAACGCCCAUAUUUGUUAUUUUCCUCUCUCUAACGCCAGAUCAAUGUUACUCUGUCUAACGCCAGGUAAGAUAGUAUGGUAGAUAAACAAGUGUAAUGUAUCAUUCUAGACAGUUGUACGGCUAAAGGCUUUACUUGCGACUCAAAUGCAAAUUGUGCGGAAGGAAAAUGUAAAUGUCGUGAUGGUUUCAAAGGAAAUGGAGAGAUAUGUCAAGGUAUGCUGCAAUAAUCACCAGCAUUAUCACCAUCAUCAGCACUAUCAUUGACCAUCAUUAGCAUCACCAUCAUCACCAUAUCAUCACCAUCAAACAUCAUUACAAUGCACCAUCAUUACCAUCAACAUUAUUACUAUCACAUUAUAAUACAUCAUCAUCAUCUGUGAUCAACACCAUCAUUAUCAUAAUCUUAAUCAUUAUCACUAUCACCAUCACAAUGCAUCAUCAUCAUCAUCAUUGAUUACCAUCAUUAUCAUCACCAAAAUUGGGCUAAUUAAUGUUACUGUAUAAAUGAAUACAUGCGUUUUAAACUAGCUCAGACACUAACUAGUAUCGUUUGAAUAAUACAUAUUUUCACUGUUUCUCCUAUUUCACCAUGAUUAAGCAAAGGUUUGACUGUAGAGUGCGGUUUCUUCUCCUAGCUAUAUGUCAUUUUAAUCUGAAACUAUGCCAUCCGAGUGCCGUAUGUCAUACGAAUGCCUGCAAAUGCAAGCCAGGUUACGUUGGAGAUGGAAUUUCGAAAUGUAUAUUCUCAAGAAAACUUUACGAGAAAGAAAUGAAAAAGCAGCGUAUGGUACAAACACGACUGGAUAUCGUUGAAACUGAUGUGUUUGAGGUACGAAAGUCCAAAUGUCUGCGUAUAAAUUUAGGCAUUGUCAUUAGUGACUUUCAGCAAGCACUAGAAGUCUAUAGCGACCAUAAUCUGGGAACGUGAAUUAAAAAAGAACAGCCUUUAUCGAAAUUAUACAUUUGUCAUACAAGUAUUUCGAAUACCCGUGGAAAACGAGAGAAAAAGUCCUUGACAGCCUGGAUUUUUAAAGUUUAUGAGUUUGACCGCAUUUAAAUUGAAAACGCAAACUGAAAAUAUCAAUGAAUUGUUUUUAUUCUGUAAAAAUAAAUUAUAUACUUUAAUAACUGCAUGUAUUACGAGGCUUACUAUAACUGUCUAUUACUUUCAUUUUUGCAGGUUCUACACGCAUUUCAAAGGUUGCGUUCGAUUCUGAAUCAAGCUCCGUAAAAAGUGAACAACGGUUACUAUGGAUAUAUUAAAGAUUAAACUUCUUAUAUUAAAAGAUAAAUUUCUGCAUAUUUUAUUAAAAGAUAAAAUUAGGAGACAGACCUGGAAAAAGUUCUAACUUUUCGCAAACUAUUAAAGGGAGCUGCAAACAAGUUUCAGUGUUACAAAUCUGUUCACGAGCUGUCGACAAGUUGUGUUCGCACUGCAGCCUCGUACCCAGGCGCUUUGGUUUGUUUACGUCAUUAAGCGCAAUCGAUCAAACUAAUCCACGCGGCCCACGCAAAGGCCGCGCAAGCCCAGAACAACACAUAGCGCCUGGGUACGAGGCUGUUCGCACUGCUUGUUUCUAGUUGUUGUAACAAGUUUGGAACAAGCUUGAUUGCAUUGUCAGACUUAUUAGAAGGUGGAUGGGCACAAGGUUAUAACAAUAUUAUUAUAUCAUGACUGUGCAAGUCGGACUUGUUCGAACAACCUUGCAACAUGUCUGAUAAUGUCAACACAGUUGUUACACUAGUGACGUAAAAAUGUGUGGGAAAAAUUGAAAUGGUUGCUCAAUCUUGUUGCCAAAGACAAACGUUACUCAGGAACUUCACUUUUUCCAGAUCUGUGUUUUAAUAAAAAAACAGACGGUUUCUGCAUUUUGAUAAUAAUACAGUAUCUAUAAACACGUACUUAUACAAUCUUGGGAAAAAUUAACUCAGCAGGGACCCUCUUACUGGGUUUUCCAGAUGGAUUGGAACAUAUACCAUCGAUGCACGAG